UGUUCCUCUAGCCGCGAGUCUGCAGACAUGCAGCUCCUCAGAACCGAGCAGAACCGAGCCGAGCAGCCCGUCCAGCCCGCGGGUUUAUCUCUCUCUCCGCGUCACUGAGAGAAGCGUCUGAUUCGGUUUAUUCUGGAUCUGAAUCAGACUGAUCGGUUCAGAGUCGAUACGGACUGUUAGACCCGCGCGGUUAUUUAUAGUUAUUUUUAUAUAUUUACUCUCUGGAGGAGGAGAUGGACAUUAAGAGUCUCCCCGCGGACAGAACUGUUCUCUGUUUGUUUGAUGUGGACGGAACCCUGACCCCACCGAGAGAGAAAAUUGACCCUCAGCUGGAUGAGUUCUUCCAGUCUCUGCGUAUGAAGGUGAAGAUCGGGUUGGUCGGGGGCUCGGACUACAGUAAGAUUGCAGAACAGCUGGGAGACGGAGACGAAGUUAUACACAAGUUCGACUAUGUGUUUGCUGAAAACGGUACAGUGCAAUACAAAGAUGGCAAACUACUGUCUAAACAGGCGAUACAGAAUCAGCUGGGUGAAGAGCUGCUGCAGGACCUCAUUAACUUCUGUUUGAGAUACAUGGGUCUAAUCAAACUUCCCAAAAAACGGGGCACAUUCAUCGAGUUUCGAAACGGGAUGCUCAACAUAUCUCCUAUUGGGCGGAGCUGCACUCUUGAGGAACGAAUUGAAUUUGCAGAAAUUGAUAAGAGAGAGAAGAUCAGGGAGAAAUUUGUUGCUGCUCUGCAGAAAGAGUUUGCUGGGAAAGGGCUGCGAUUCACUCGAGGGGGAUUGAUCAGUUUUGAUGUAUUUCCUGAGGGGUGGGAUAAGCGUUUGUGUUUGGAGGUUCUGGAGGGAGAAGGACUCGACGCCAUCUAUUUCUUUGGAAAUGAAACGUCACUGGGUGGAAACGAUUACGAGAUUUUUGAGGAUCCUCGAACAAUCGGCUUCACGGUUUACUCGCCAGAGGACACGGCGAGACUCUGCAGAGAUCUGUUCUUCAACACGCCGCCCAACGAGGCCUAACACACACACACACACACACACACACACACACACACACGGUUUGUGUGUAGCUGGCUUCCCCUGCUGGCCAGUGUCAGUACUACAUCUCUUACAUUACCCACUGUGUGCUGAAAGGACAGUGAACUUUUAAAAAACUUGUAAGGAAGAUCCUCUUUCACUACUGAUAAAUAAAUUACAGAGGAUUCUUCCCACCUCCAGCAACGCCGUCAAACACACCAGUGAACCGCCAGACUCUCGGGGAGCAUAUUGCACCGCUCUGCUCUUCGGGCUGAUCAGUUUUAAUCUAAUCCACAAACUUUUACUUUUGACUGAAGUCAUGUGAAUCUACAGCACAGUUAGCUCUCUGUGAUUGGUCUGUUUUGUCCGGUUCUGUGAUCCUAGUGUAAAUAGAGUCCCAGUGUGAAUAGGUGAUUGUAUUUUCUAUUGCACGUUCACAGUCGCAGCUAGCCGAUAAUCGGUAGUUGCAUCCUCCGAGUGCAAUCAACCAGCGGUGUAAAGUCCAUAUGACCGGGAAAAAAAAGGAAUGGGACACAGAGCAUAGUGUAGCAUCUGCAGACCUGGAGCCCCACAGCAGGUUAUUAACAUGAGCUUGUCUUCAUUAAUCUGCUAAAUAGCAUUUAGUAAAUAUACUCACCUUUCAGCACCUCAGACUUAUUUGUGGUUGAGGCCACGCCCACUUUCUGUUUAUAAUUUGUAGAUAUCAAUCAGAAGUCAUUCCAAAAGGAAAAAUAAAUAAAUGGUGGUAAUUGUCUGUCAGUUAGCUUUAGCAUUACUACUGCAUGCUCUGAAACCACAGGGUUAACGCUGCUGUAUCUCUCCAGGUCUGCAGAUGGUGGUGAAAAUAAGCUCUAGUUGUUCCCUGUGUCCCAAAAUAUCGAUUUUAUUAUGACCCAGUUUUAUUGCGCAAUGAGAGUAGAGAUAUUUUAUUAGUUCGCCCCCUACUGGCAGGGCUGUAGGUCUGCAGCGUGUCUGCAAUAAACUGCACUAAUGGCCUGUAGAGGAAACACUCGACCAGGACCUCCCACUCUCCCUGCUAUCUCUGUGCUUGUGUUCAUGAGUCAGAAUCAGCACUCCAUACAUCUCAGAGGAAAUAUGUCUUUUAAAGAGGAAUUCAGUCUCUGAUCUGUGUCUGGAAAAUGGAACCUAACCUCAUUUUCCUCAGAUCAAACAUAUCUGGAUGUAAAGUUCAGUUCUAUCAUUGGUAUGGUAUAUUUAUCAUUAAAUAAUGGUUCGAUUUUUGGCAGAGUCACUGAUGUAUGAUUGUAGUGUAAACUGAAAGAAUGACUGAAUGUGGAUUUUAUCGGUGCUGUUCUGGGUCCGGAUUCUCAAAAGUGUCUUAAGAAAGAAAUUCUUCCUAAUGCUGUUAGGAUCGAUUUUUCUUCAGAAAUGGUAAUCAUUUUAUAAUUCAACUCUUCAUUUUUGAAUAACCACAGAUUUCCUUCACCAUCCCUUCCAUCCCUGAUUUUACUGAAACUUCUUAACUCUUAGUUAGAUUUUUUUUUUAUAUAUAUAUAUAUUUAUAUUUUAUCCUGUUUUCCCAACAGUUUGGAAAGUCGAAUAUCCCACCCUCUCAUUAGUCGUCCCAAACAGUAGGAGGAUGAAUGCAAGCCUACUUUGAUACAUGUUGUGUCAUGUAACAGCCGUCUGUACCAUGAGAAAAGAGCAUCACCCACCCACUGUACCCACCCAGACAGACUGUACCAGUCAGUUGGUUUUAUUUUAAUUGAGAAAUUGAACAAAGAGUCUUUUCAGAAAAUGUUUUUUAAUAAAUGCAUUAACAGGCAUUUUUAUGAGUGUUUUUUUUUUUUUUCUUGGGAAUGUUUUUUGGAAUCCGGUCCCAGGUUUCAUGUAUGAUCAUGUAUAUAUUAUAGGAAGAGAGAAAGGGAAUAUGGAUUAAUGAGAUUAAUGAGUUUACAUUCAUGGCUGCAUAUUAUCACUGUAUCAAAGCCCUGUGUCUCAGUUUAUGUUGUUUUGGACGUUUUGACAUAAUGUGAAUCUGACUGUUGAUCUUUUCAUUGUAUCAGACGUCAUGAUGAAUGGACCAAUAGAAAUGCUCCAAAAUCUUUUUGCAUUGGCUUCUAUUAAAUAUUAAUGGUUUUCAUCUCAUAAAUUUUUAAAUGUACUUCAUCUGACAGAGAGAAUAUAAAUUAUUAUAAAUCUGCAUUAUGAAUCCUGAAGACUGUAUAUAUCCACACUGCACAGGACGGCAGUAUGAAGGGACCCUUAACCUGUUAUUAAUACUGCUGUUAUUGGAUGUUGAAGAAAUCUGAUUAUAUGUAAGGAUUAAACGUGUGUCUGUGAUUGAUAUGCUGUAAUAAAUCUUUUACAGAAAUCGGAA
This is a messenger RNA of Astyanax mexicanus (Mexican tetra), 3354 nucleotides long. It is a transcript of the gene pmm1, whose product is annotated as phosphomannomutase 1. Gene Ontology annotation, molecular function: phosphomannomutase activity. The coding region runs from base 234 to 1016 and encodes 260 amino acids. Gene Ontology annotation, biological process: mannose metabolic process; GDP-mannose biosynthetic process; protein N-linked glycosylation. The transcript has 8 exons. Lineage: Eukaryota; Metazoa; Chordata; Actinopteri; Characiformes; Acestrorhamphidae. The record is from RefSeq and is a predicted model, not a curated record. Gene Ontology annotation, cellular component: cytosol.